This is a messenger RNA of Lactuca virosa, 1331 nucleotides long. NCBI's taxonomy places the organism in Eukaryota, Viridiplantae, Streptophyta, Magnoliopsida, Asterales, Asteraceae. The record is from the annotation of a GenBank genome assembly.
AUGGAGGAAGUGCAACAGCAGCCCAUUCAAUCAGUUGGUGAAGAUGGUGAAAAGGAGAUGAUGUCUAAUGGCUCAUCUAUGACACAUGAAACUCAACAAGAUGAUGAACCAGAGAUUGUGAUGGAAGGAUCUUCAUUUGUGCAUGGAGGAGCUUCUGAAGAUGAUAAAGGUCCUCCAAAAGUUGAUUCUCAAGUGGAAGUCCUCCAUGAAAAGGUUACAAAGCAAAUUAUUAAGGAAGGACAUGGUGUCAAACCAUCAAAAUAUUCAACUUGCUUUUUGCACUACAAAGCAUGGACUGAAAGUACCCAACACAAGUUUGAAGACACCUGGCAAGAGCUACAACUAGUUGAAUUGGUCUUAGGGAAAGAGAAAAAGGAAAUGGCGGGAUUGGCCAUUGGGUUGAGCUCCAUGAAAUCGGGGGAGCGAGCUGUGUUACAUGUGGGUUGGGAAUUAGGGUAUGGUGAAGAAGGAAACUUUUCUUUUCCAAAUGUGCCACCAAAGGCAGAUAUCAUCUAUGAAGUUGAACUAAUCGGUUUUGAUGAAACAAAAGAAGGAAAAGCUCGUAGUGAUAUGACAGUAGAAGAGAGAAUAAGUGCAGCCGAUAGAAGAAGAAUGGAUGGAAAUUCUUUAUUCAAAGAAGAAAAAUCAGAGGAGGCUAUGCAACAAUAUGAAAUGGCAAUCGCAUACAUGAAUGAUGAUUUCAUGUUUCAAUUAUAUGGAAAGUAUCAAGACAUGGCUUUAGGGGUUAAGAAUCCUUGUCACCUUAACAUUGCAGCUUGUUUGAUAAAGCUCAAACGCUAUGAAGAAGCCAUUGCUCAAUGUGCUAUUGUACUUGCGGAGGAUCAAAAUAAUGUGAAAGCACUAUUUAGGCGAGGGAAAGCUCGGUCAGAACUCGGGCAGACAGAUGCUGCCCGAGAAGAUUUUUUGAAAGCGCGUAAAUUUGCCCCUGAAGAUAAAGCAAUAUUAAAGGAAUUACGUGUGCUUGAUGAAGAUGAUAAGAUUGUUUUAUCAGAAACAAAAGGAGCUUUAUAAAGGCUUGUUUGGACCUAGACCCCAACCUAAAGACACCAAGAGAGUUACUAAUUGGUUGGUUUUAGUUUGGCAAUGGCUGGUUUUGUUGUUUUAUCGGCUUUUUGGGGGUAAAAUGGUCAAAACUGAAUGAUUUUGAGGAGUGAGAAUGUUGAGAUUUUAGGUUGAAAUUUGAAAGGUUUUAAUGUGGUUUAAUUGAAUGCAAAAACUACUAGAACUUGUAUAUGAACUUGUUGCUGUUGUAACAUUAUAUACGUUAUGUGUUCAAGAAAUUUACAUAUGUGGAGUUGGACUUUUUUUUA